GCCGGGCUGGGAGCGGCGACGGUGGCGGAGGCAGCGGUGAUCCAGUGUAGGGGCCCGGCGGGGAGCCUAGCGCACUGGAUCCGGGACCAAAGCCGGAGCAGUCCCGCAACCCCGGUCUCGCGGGAACGCGCCGCUGCUUGGAAAUGGGUCAACUGAGACCCAGAGACUUAACUUUUGCAAGGUCACAGAGCCCAGGACUCAACUCACCCUGAGAAGAUGGACUGUGAUGUGUGUUCCUCAGAGCCUCCAGCCAUGGACCUGGAGGAGUCAGAGGCCUCUGUUCUUCUGUCUUCUUUUGAUUCCCCACCCUCAGUUGCUACUUCCUUAGGACCUGCUUGCCCUUGGGAGCCAGCUGUGCCUGAGGCAGCUUCAGCCAAUGAUCUUGAAGGGACAGGGCCCAAGGGUUUGGGGAGUCUGAAUCUGAUGGACCUGGAUGAAGACCCUAGUGAACAGGAACUUCAGGACCUGGUGGACCAGUUCCAGGCCCUGCCUUCAGACUUGCCAGAAGCACCUUCCCAGGAUGGACACCCGUGUCCCCUCCACAUUGCCACUGGCCGUGGCUUGGCCACUCCAGAAGCUCCAGAAAAUCACGGACUUUUGUCAUCUGAAGCCAGGCAUGAAGACCUGCUCAGUCUUCUGUGCAGUGAGGGAGAAGCACCUCUGACCCAAACAGCGCCCCCAGGCCCCGAAGGCCCCCAAGACCCCAUCCCCUGCCUUCUCCAGCCCCCAAAGAACUGUGCCAAGAGGACAGAGGAGAGGUCUGUGGAUGGAGAGUGUAGUUCUAGUAGCUCCCCAGAGCCCUGGCUGGGACCUACCCCUCUGGCCCAUUCCAAGCAGCUGUCCCCUGAUGCUGGCACCACCCAGACCCCUGAAGCCUUAGCAUGCUAUCCUGCCUUCCAAGAAGUGGCAGGACCCUGUGACCCAGAAGACCUGCUGGAUGGAGUCAUUUUUGGAGCCAAGUAUCUGGGCUCCACCCAGCUUGUUUCAGAGCGGAACCCAUCGAUGAGUGCCCGCAUGGCCCAGGCUCAAGAGGCUGUAGACCGGAUCAAGGCUCCUGAGGGAGAGACCCAGCCCAUGACUGAGGUUGACCUCUUCAUUUCAACAAAGAGGAUCAAAGUCUUGACAGCUGACUCCCAGGAGGCUAUGAUGGAUCACUCCCUGCAGACCAUCUCCUACAUUGCUGACAUUGGCAAUAUGGUGGUGCUGAUGGCCCGAAGGCGUCUGACGAGGCAGCCUGGCUCUCAGGAGCGGCGUCUCUACAAGAUGAUCUGCCACGUCUUCCACUCAGCAGAUGCCCAGCUGAUUGCCCAGGCCAUUGGACAGGCCUUUGGUGUGGCCUAUGGUCAGUUCCUUCGGGCCAGUGGCAUUGAUCCCAGCCAGUUGAGUGCCCAAGAAGACUGUGGGAGGCUGAAUGAGGGGGACCUUCACAAUGGAGACCUGGCCCACUUUUCAAAUCAGGAGAACUGCAGGGAUGUAUGUAUUGAGAAACAGCAGGGAGAAUGCCUGGGGGUGGCGCUGGUAGAAUCUGGCUGGGGUUCCCUGCUGCCCACAGCCGUCAUCGCCAACCUGCUGCAUGGUGGGCCAGCCGAGCGCUCUGGGCUGUUGAGCAUUGGGGACCGGCUCACUGCAGUCAAUGGCACCAGCCUGGUGGGGCUGCCCCUGGCCUCAUGCCAGGCCAUAGUCCGAGAACUAAAGUCUCAGACUUCAGUAACACUGAGUAUUGUGCACUGUCCACCAGUCACCACGGCCAUCAUCCGCCGACCUCAUGCUCGAGAGCAGCUGGGCUUCUGUGUGGAAAAUGGCAUUAUCUGCAGCUUGAUGCGUGGAGGCAUCGCAGAGCGUGGUGGAGUUCGAGUUGGACACAGAAUCAUCGAGAUCAAUGGGCAGAGUGUGGUGGCCACACCCCAUGAUAGGAUUAUCCAGCUGCUUACUGAGGCCCAUAAUGAGGUCCAUAUUAAGAUGAUGCCAGCCUCCACCUACCGCCUCCUCACCGGCCAGGAGCAGCCCAUCUAUCUGUGACCUGGGAGGGGGGCCCAGCUUGGCCCCCCAGACUGAUUACUCUGGCAUCCAUACUCUCAGACUCAGGGGAAGAAAUGAUCCCCAAACCCUGCCUGUACUGGGAAUCCUCAUGGCCAAGACUUCUCCUGGGCUUUGCUCAGUGUCAGUGCCUUAUGCUCUUGUGUGCCACCUUGGGCCUCAGAUCGUCAUGGCUGGAGCUGCUACAAUCCUGGGCACCAGGGAUCUCUCCCUAUCUGGCCUGGGCUCAGUUUGCCUACUUCCUUCUACCCACCAAUGGGUUAUGCCCCCUUUCUGAAGAGUGUGUGGGGGAAGGGCCACAGAAGUGUUUUUUAAAGCUAUCCUUUUAGCUGGUAAAGAUUAAACUAAGCAGUGAAAAGAGA
This is a messenger RNA of Vombatus ursinus (common wombat), 2399 nucleotides long. It is a transcript of the gene APBA3, whose product is annotated as amyloid beta precursor protein binding family A member 3. Gene Ontology annotation, cellular component: plasma membrane; dendritic spine; cytoplasm. The transcript is spliced from 11 exons. Gene Ontology annotation, biological process: chemical synaptic transmission. Gene Ontology annotation, molecular function: amyloid-beta binding; protein binding. The coding region runs from base 217 to 2019 and encodes 600 amino acids. NCBI's taxonomy places the organism in Eukaryota, Metazoa, Chordata, Mammalia, Diprotodontia, Vombatidae. The record is from RefSeq and is a predicted model, not a curated record.